AUGAAUUCUCAAGCAUCGUCUUCUUCGACGCUCACACCAGAUGUCGCCUCUUCUUCAGCUGCACCGCAAAAAAGCUAUUGUCUCCUAGCUCCCGGGUUCAGGUUCCAUCCAACUGAACAAGAAUUGAUCUUGUAUUAUUUAGCGCGAAAAGCAUUUGGGGAACCCUUAUACACCAAUAUUAUUCCUGAUAUUGACGUCUAUAAAUUUGAGCCCCAUGAAGUACCAGGAAAAGUUGCAGGAGACAUCGAAUGGUAUUUCUUCAGUAAGCUGGACAAGAAAUAUGACACAGGAGUGAGAGUGAAUCGAUCUACCGAAAGAGGGUUUUGGAAGGUAACCGGGCCAGAAUACAAAAUCAAAUAUGGCUCCCAUGUGAUCGGCGAAAAGAGGUUUCUCGUGUACUACGACGGGCAUUCGAAGAUGGGGAGGCGGACGGACUGGGUGAUGCACGAGUAUCGACUGACCGACGCAACACUCCUAGUGGCCCAACCCAGUGACGUCUGUGCAGUCUACAAGUUAUUUUGGAAAGGCAACAGCCCAAUCCCUAAUGGCCCUGCACCCGUUGCCGCCGCGGUGGAGGGAGAGCAAAUUCAUAACAAUAACGUUGUUCCAGCCGAUGCCGUUCCUCAGCCUUUGGAGGCAUUUGGACCGAACGACAACAAUAUAGAGACGGCACUAGCUGAGGAGGGUCUAGAAGUAGCACCGGCUGCUUUCGCCCUGCUUAUUCACAAAGAAGCCCCUGCUGGAACUCUUGAUCUCUUGACCAAUUUCGACGGCGAGGGUUUGUCUGAACACUCGGAGGAGACUUCAUCCGCGAGGGAAGACACCCCGACCCGUCCAGUCAAGAGACCCAAAAUUGAAGCUGAUAGCCCGCAGAACCUUUCCCCGAGAACUCAAGAACCGAACAGCUCAAAUUCUGUGGCGGAAGCUAUACCAUCACUGAAAUUGAGCUUGGCAUGCCUGGCGUCGGAAACAGCACCCGAGCAACAAGAACAGCGACAAAUAGCAACGCCGCAGCCAGUUCCCCAGGAAGCCGUGGAGCCACCGCAAACAACAAGUGUUCAAACCGCGCCAGCAAUUCGCAUAACCGUCAAGAGGGAGACCGUUAAGCGUGAGACAUCGGAAGACUAA
Messenger RNA from Syzygium oleosum, 1128 nucleotides. Its product is annotated as NAC domain-containing protein 20. Gene Ontology annotation, biological process: regulation of DNA-templated transcription. Gene Ontology annotation, molecular function: DNA binding. The transcript has 4 exons. NCBI's taxonomy places the organism in Eukaryota, Viridiplantae, Streptophyta, Magnoliopsida, Myrtales, Myrtaceae. Bases 1 to 1128 code for a protein of 375 amino acids. The record is from RefSeq and is a predicted model, not a curated record.